Stegostoma tigrinum is the source of this 3524-nucleotide messenger RNA. RefSeq names its product small nuclear RNA activating complex, polypeptide 1b (gene snapc1b). The transcript is spliced from 11 exons. Gene Ontology annotation, biological process: snRNA transcription by RNA polymerase III; snRNA transcription by RNA polymerase II. NCBI's taxonomy places the organism in Eukaryota, Metazoa, Chordata, Chondrichthyes, Orectolobiformes, Stegostomatidae. Bases 359 to 1342 code for a protein of 327 amino acids. The record is from RefSeq and is a predicted model, not a curated record. Gene Ontology annotation, cellular component: snRNA-activating protein complex. Gene Ontology annotation, molecular function: sequence-specific DNA binding.
GGGCAGGACGGCGUGUCCAGUUUCCUGUCGCCCGGAGAUUCCGUGCUGUGGCUGCGGGUGGAGGAAGGUGCCGAGCUGGGGCCUGGUAACGGGGGUGGACACGGGCAGGAGCUGAGGAGCAUUAAAGUCAAUUCAUGGCAGGUUAGCAGUUGAACGAUGGACCCGAGUGUUUGAAUGACUGACCUACUCUUCUGGCUUACAGAUGUUCUAGUUUUUGCAAGCUAACUAGCCAUAAUAUCUGAUUGAAAUUUGUGCUCUGUGUGGCUCAGCUAUUCACAGACUGAACAAGCUCAUGCAGUGACCUCUCACUGUUGUUUUGUGAAAUAGCCUAUCUGUGACUCAAGACGUUGCAGAAAUCAUGUCAUUGACAGCUGGAUUGAAAACUGACUUUGAGAGGCUGCUGUUGCGUUUUCAACAGACUGAAAGUGUGCGCUAUGAGGAAUUCUCUGCAAUCUGGAGGGACAUGAAGUUCUCCACUAUCUUUUAUGGAAAAACGGGUAAAAAUGAUGGCAGAAAAUUUACCAGAGAGGCAUUAACCUUGGCAAGUCAGUACUUCUUCCCCCCAUAUAGUUUUCAGAUCCGGUUUGGGGGCUUAUACCUUCUUUAUGGACUUUACAAUACACAGCUUUGUCAGCCAAAAGAAAAGAUAAGGAUGGCAUUGAAGGAUUGGGAUGAGGUGCUAAGUUGCCAAGAGGAAAUGGUGAAAGCAGAACAUUUUGAUGCUGUUUAUGUUCUGAAAAAACUUCUACAUGACAAAGCCUUCCAUUUCACAGCAAUGCCAAUAUUGCUUGCUUACAAUAAGAAAAGAAAAAUGCCCAAUAAUGCUGUUAAUGAUAACUUCCGAGAGAAGUCUAACCUGGUGUCCGAACUCAUUUCUGUUGAUGUUUUGGAGGAACUUAUGAAUAUUCAUGACCAUUAUCAAACAAUGAAACGUAUGAUCUCAGCAAACAAAACCCAGCUGGACAAAGCAUUAAGUUUAAUUCGAAGUGACUUUGUGUCUGAGUUAAAGAACAUAACAGUAGAGUUCCAGCAGUGGCAAGAGCAAAAGAAUGCAAACUUGACUGACCAAGCAGAAAUCUCUGGCUCUGAUGGUGAUGAAUUUAAAUAUCAAAAGGGGUCCAGUCGUGCACAGACCCUGGCAAAGAUAAAGUCAAAAUCCUACAAUUCCACAGUGAAGGCAUCAAGAUCAAGAAGGCAUAGACAAAUAAAAGUGGAUUCUUCUGAAUCUGGGUCUGACUGGGCACAAGUGAAGAAUUCUUCAAGAAGAAGGAACUCCUCAGUGAAAAAGCAUGACAGAGAUAAAGAUUCUCCACCAACCAAGAGGAGACGGCAGCCGCGUUGAAAUGGAUGUAACAUACCUUGACCUGCUACAAGUAAUCCUGACAGCUCCAGUAAUGUGAUCAAAAGUGAAAACCAAAUGGAUCAAAGCACCAAGCUUGUGAACAGUAGCUACAAUACUGAAUCCGACACAAAAGUGCUAUUUUUACUUUUGGUGAAAAUAGAUGAAUAUCAUUUCCUUGUGAUCUUAUAUACUUGAGAAAUAAGUAGCAAAUUGCAAAAGAACUCUUCUUUUUAUAAGCUCUGUAUAUUUUGUGUUCUGUUCUGUUUAAUACUAAAUGUAGGAAGGUAUGAUUUUGACCUGUGUCUGAUUUCUGAUUGGGUCAGAUUUUCAUCAUUGGGAUGAUGUUUUAGGAAAGUGUUACUGUAGCAUGUUAUUUAUCAAUGCCUACCAGCUGGUUGGCAUGAGGCUUUUAGAAACUCUAUUUUGGAACUGUCUACCUUUUUUUUAGUUUUUGGGAUAUUUCAAUCUCAUGUCUCCAAUACUUGAAAACUAAAACGUAACUUGACUUAACUUUACAUGUUCACUUUGUUAUGGUCUUGUUCGUGUUAAAGUUGUUCCAUCCUGAGCAUACAGUGCUACGGUCAGCUAUAGUACCUUCUCUUCUAUUAAUCUUCAGAACAUCCAGGUGGGCAGGUUUAUUCUGGUACACAAAAUAAUCAGUAUCAGCAGUCAACAUUUUUAAAAUGACAUCCUUCUUUUCUACACUUUUUUUUCAGCCAGUUUACAAUGGAGGAGUCACUGUUGAAUGUGAUGCUGAACAAAUGGUUUUCAAUAGAUUAGUCAAAAUUCAGAUUCAUUUUGCACAGCUGUAUGUACUGAAUCUGUAUUUAUUGCAGCGUAAGCUGGUAACAUUGGAAAUUGUGCACCAUUUCCAUUAUCUCAAUAUUGUCUCAAUUCAAGUGUUAGUGUAUUCCAAUGCACUUUAUUACAUACAGGAAUAUGAUUGUCCUGGCAAAGUGGCUGCUGCCAUAAUGAUGAUGGGGCGUAUAGCUUGCAGGUCCUGCCAUGUUUCCACCAUGUUUCCACCAUUCUACAUCUUCAUCUGGGUUUCAGGUCUAUGGUUGGCAGUGAUACUUAAAAUUUAACUGAAGUAAUCUUUCAUGAGUGCUAUUGAAAAGCAAAUGUCUGCAGAUUAAUUGGGUAAGCUCCUUGCUUAAUUUAGCCUUACUUGAGAUUUUUAUUUGACAUUCAUUUGAUUACUUUCACAAUGUAGUGGGUUGGCUUAUGAUUAGUGCUUCUCCAUAUGCAACAGUUGAGCAUAGAGGGCAAUAUUAACAAGAUGUCUGUCUAACUGACUUGACAGUGAAAUGAAAACUUGAGACUGACCACAAAUCAAACUUGGAGCUUUUUUAAUUUGGAUGUAUUCUGGUCAGUGCAGUUACCCAAUGGCAAAUGUAAAUAAUUCAUUAGAAAUGGUUGUUUCAGUGUAAGCAUGAUGCAAUUGAAGAGUAGUUUGAGAGUAGUUAUUCAAUUAAAACUAUCAGCAGAAUGCACAAGUAACUUUUCUUUCUAAAUAGUUAAUGUCUUAAACUUGUGCUAAGUGGAAUUAUGUUCACAAUUUAGAAAUGGAGGAGCUGGGGAAAAUAGCAUUCCCUCCAACAACCCCCCACCCUUUUUUAAACAUUUCAGAUACUUAGAGGUAAGUCAACAUGUAAACAGAUGCAGUGCUGUGUUUUCAGUAGUGUUUGUAUCAGCAGAGAUUUUCAACUCUGCUGGUUAUUUUUUUCUUAAUCCAAUGUCUUUAAUUAAGAUUGACCAGGGGUGAAGUACUAUGGUCACUAUUAUACUAUGUUCUCAUAUUUAAUGGGAUCACUCUGGAAUUCUGCUGCUACCAGAAAGUAGAGCUGUUUGUCCCAUUGGUUUAGUCUAGAUUCAAACCCAUAUUCUAAUUCACCUUGGCCUCUGAUUCUAAAAUACAAUGUGUCUCUCACUCAAAUACAAUUUAUCAAGCAUUUCAGUACACAAUCUUGACUACCUCCUAAGUUUGUAUUUUUGAAAAUUGUGAUGAUGUGACAAGCUAAAAUAAUUCCUUUACGCUAAGGUCACAAUUUGGAAAAUAUGCAACUAAAUGAUCUCAAAUCAUUUUUGUAGUUGAAUUAAAACAUUGUAGAGCAUGAGAUUUUGUUUUAGACCACUAUUUUCCUUUAUCUCUUCCAACUUAAUAAAGUUCUUAAUUGUUUUA